GAGAGAGAGAGAGAGAGAGAGAGAGAGAGAGAGCUCACGUCACUCCCGGGGACCACACACCCUUUUGGGAUUGCACAGUGAGGACCUGACUGAAGCCAGGUGUGGUGAUCAAACUGAAGCUAGGUUCAGUAGAACUCCGUCCAGAGACAGAGCUGAUUUUACAGAAGCUCAGAGCCCAGAGGGAAAACAGACAUGUCAGGCAGUGUCAUCAGAAGAAACACCAGCAAGCAGGGACUGCACAACCUCCUGAGACUGACGGCACAACGCAGCAUAGACGAUGCAGAGGAGAGCGAGCGAGAGCGCCGCAGGCGGGCGAGGGAGGCGGCACGCGCCCGUGGUGGGGGAACAGACUCUGGGGGGGCCCUACAGGACAGUGUGCCUCAACCCGAGAGCAGUACGCCCCAAUCUGCGCCCCAUUCUGAGAACAGUGAACCCCGAUCCAAAGACAGCGUGCCCCAGUCUGAGGACCGAGCACCCGCAAACAAAGAGAGAGCACUGGACGCUGGUUUAAAGCCCGGCUGCCAGGCAACUCUGGAGGAGGACGAGGGCUUCAGCAACUGGACCCUGAAACCGGGGGGAAGCCAUCAGCAUCACCCAGGGCAACGGAGCCCUGGAGGAGCCCCCAGCGCUGAUGGGAGCCUCCUCUUCCCAGCACACCUGACUUCUAAACUGCAAGAAGAAGAGGAGGAGAACAGGGAUGAGUAUGCGAUGAAGGAGAGAGAGAGGAGUGGGGAGCAGGACCAGAGGGAGAGGGAAGAAGUCGAGGAGGAGGAGCGGACAGAUUCAAAGAAGGCAGAGCUGGACACACGAAAAACAGAGGAAAAGGGUGAGGACAAACAGACAAAGGUAACAUAUGUGUCCAGCAUCUUUCUGCACCAGGAAAAGAGACGCAUAAUCUCCAAUGGAGAUGCAGCAGGAGAGGAAAUGACAUCAUGCACAGUUACGACUAAAAGGACACAAAGGAGCCGCAGUGUGCUGGAAGAGGUAGAGAAUGAUACGAACAAGGUGGAGGUGAAGGGGGAGAUGAUAUGGAGAAGCCAGAGGGGGAAGGGGAGACGAGAGCAGGAGGAGCAGCUCUGGAGGAGGCAGCUGGAGGCUGAGGCGCAGCUGGAGGAGCUGAGGAAGAGGAGAGAGGAGCGACGAAGGGCCCGUGAGGAAGAUGAGCGGAGGAGGGAGGAAGAAAAGCGCCAACAGCUGAUACAGGAGGAGGAGAACAGGAGGCAAAUGAAGGCUGAGAUAGAGAGGAGGCGGAUGGAAGCGGCAGAGAGGAUGAAGAACCUCAGCAUCAAUGAGGGGGAGGAGCCUUUCAGCCCAGUCAUCCCCAAGAGCCCCACCUUCAAGAAACUGCUCAUACAGUUUUACCCUAAUGAGACAGAGGAGAGGGUGACUGCAGAAAACACAAGCUCGAUUAUUGAAAGGACAGAAUCCUUGAACCGGUCCCUGAAGAAAAAUGUGAAGACGCUGCCCACGUUCCAUGUCUCCACGAUCGAUGACAGACUGAAGCAGUACACUCACGCCCUUGAGACGUCAUCCAGAGAGGGCCGGCACACUCUGACUGACCUGCCCCGCUCCCCGGAACCUGUGGCCUCAAAGAAGAGCCUGUUUGAGGCUGGGGAUGCCUGGAGCCAGGGCACCACCAAGAACCAACAGCACAAGGAUGCAGAUGGUCUUAAAGUGGGCAUGGCAGGUAUGGUCUCUCACUGGGUGAAGGAGAAUCCUGAGAGCUGCAGCAGAAAGUUCCUCUCAAAACCAUCUAGUGUCGGAGCUGGUGAUGUGCUGAACAAAAAGAACCUGUGGGAGUCUGUAAGAGCCACCUCCUCUGGGGGGUCAGCAGAGAAGGGCCCCCUUUGUGGUAAAAGAUACACAUUUGUUGUGACAGGUCAUGGGAAAUAUGAGAAGAUGCCAGUCAAUAGCAGUGGUCAUGAGUAACUGAGUGCAACAUCAAGUAAGAGACUUAUAACUGUCUUUCUUUUUU
Messenger RNA from Anguilla anguilla (European eel), 1975 nucleotides. Its product is annotated as non-muscle caldesmon-like. The coding region runs from base 193 to 1929 and encodes 578 amino acids. The transcript is spliced from 14 exons. Gene Ontology annotation, molecular function: actin binding. The record is from RefSeq and is a predicted model, not a curated record. Lineage: Eukaryota; Metazoa; Chordata; Actinopteri; Anguilliformes; Anguillidae. Gene Ontology annotation, biological process: signal transduction.